Messenger RNA from Phytophthora infestans T30-4, 1098 nucleotides. Its product is annotated as Rab11 family GTPase, putative. Gene Ontology annotation, cellular component: endosome. The coding region runs from base 1 to 1098 and encodes 365 amino acids. Gene Ontology annotation, molecular function: GTPase activity; GTP binding. The record is from RefSeq and is a predicted model, not a curated record. The transcript is spliced from 2 exons. NCBI's taxonomy places the organism in Eukaryota, Oomycota, Peronosporomycetes, Peronosporales, Peronosporaceae.
AUGACCACUGCGGGCAGCAAGUGCGAGUUGCCGGCGUCACCCGCAACAUCAUCGUCGUCUUCUGUCGCCAACAACAGCAGCAGCAAUGCAUACACCAACCCAUUGCAGCGAUAUAUCUCAGCGAGGGAGGUAGCUCGGGAGCAGAUAUUCCGCCAGAAGGACAUACCGCGUUCGAUCAGUUCCACCGCCGCGAAAAAUUCCACCAGUCAAGCUUCGGUCACCGGGUCGUCAUUAUCCGCGUCCAACAGCCCGCGCUUUUCGGCGCUGCCGCCAAUAACCGAAUCUAUCCUCAAGGUGGUUCUCAUUGGUGACUCGGGUGUAGGCAAAUCCAAUCUUGUCAUGCGUUUCACCAAAAACAAAUACAUGCCACACAGCGUGCAGACCGUGGGCUUCGAGUUCGCCACCAAAACAAUUCGCGUCGGAGACCGCAGACUUAGAGCACAGAUAUGGGAUACCGCUGGACAGGAGCGAUUCCAGUCGCUCACUGCUGCCUAUUACCGCAACGCAGUGGGCGCCAUGAUCGUCUACGACAUCACGAACCGCAGUUCCUUCGAGCACGUAACCGGUUGGCUAGCUCAGGUGCACGAGCAUUCGCAUGAGAGCCUCGUGCUGAUCCUCGUGGGGAAUAAAUGCGACCUGGCUCACUUGCCGGAAAGUAGACAAGUUUCAACACUUGAAGCCGCGAGGUUUGCAGCGAAACAUUCGAUGGAAUUCCUUGAGACAUCGGCAUUGGACGCGACCAACGUCGUGGACGCCUUCAAGAAGCUCAUUGUCCCAGUGGGACGUCUACUGUCCCCGACUGAACCGAAGAAAAUAGUGCGGUUACCCCCAGGAUGGAGACGCGUUCUUUCAAGGACCAGACCGGGCGAAUACUCAUACGAGAACCAGUACACCAAGGAGCGCAUCUCAUUUGCGCCGAAAGAACCUGCAAAGCCAUCGCAGCAAAGUUUUCGAACGACUUGGAAUGGAUCGAAGAGCGGAUCUACGAGUGCGGUUACCGUCACACGCGAGAGUCUCCAGAAACAGCAUCAGAAGGCAUACCUCGCACAGAGUCAGACACCGCAAUGUGGACCGAGCGCCGCCGCUACGCGGCGAUAA